Aaosphaeria arxii CBS 175.79 is the source of this 4190-nucleotide messenger RNA. RefSeq lists its product as uncharacterized. The coding region runs from base 114 to 4190 and encodes 1358 amino acids. Gene Ontology annotation, biological process: siRNA processing. NCBI's taxonomy places the organism in Eukaryota, Fungi, Ascomycota, Dothideomycetes, Pleosporales. The record is from RefSeq and is a predicted model, not a curated record. Gene Ontology annotation, cellular component: nuclear RNA-directed RNA polymerase complex. Gene Ontology annotation, molecular function: RNA-directed RNA polymerase activity. The transcript has 3 exons.
CAUAUUUACAUUUACCUUUGACAUUGACACACUAACGUAUAUCUACACGACUUCUACAAACUUUGGUACCACAAUAGUCAUUGGCAAUCUCCAAAAUCGCGCUAGCGGGCCCAAUGCGACGCUCGAUUAGCUUAGCCGCCGGCGGACAAGCUGAUUCCAACAACCCCGCACCUGUACCACGGACACCACGACACCCACGGCCAGGGACAGCUCUACAUGAAUUGAUACUUUCAUUGGAAAAGGAUUGGCAAUUGGGACUGGAUACAAAUGAGAUACGGUCCCCGGAAACUCGUGCGAGCGACAGGGCAUCUAAAAUCUCCAAAAAGAUUACUUUCCUCUACUGGCAAGAUCACGACCUUUUAACAAAAAAGCUCGAUGAGUUCAAAGCAUGUGCGCAUCUACUCUCAGCAUCUUCGAGACUCGCGAUACUUGAUGAACUGUUACCCCAACAAGGAACCCCUCAGUCAAAACGGACAGCUUCUAGACUCGCAACUGUUACCUGUGAAGCUUCACCCCAUGUCCAACGACGAACCUCGCUAGCAACCAGGCUAGCAACCUCUACCUUGCAGAACGCCCAUACCGAUGAGGUCGUAAUUGAAGAUGGGUCCACCACGGAGGAAGAUGAAGACUUCCAGACGCCUCCUUCACCUACUACUACCGCUCGAUCUACGCAGAGAAGGCUGGUAGAAGGCCCUCGCCGUUUGGAGAGGCCCUCCGGAAAACGAUCUUCAGACAGCUCCAACAAUGACUCCCCUUCCCCCAAACUUAUACGGCGAUCAAAGGGCGAGGGAAUGUCACUCGUACAGCCAAAACAAAGCCGCAAAACAUUGAAGAAGCAUUUGAAUUACGCAUCCAUGCUCCCCCAGCAGCCAUACUCAGAUAAGGAAACCCCAGCUACAUCCUUUGAUACGAGCACUCAACCAACCACUGCUGCUACUUCUUUUAACACGGAGGCUCCGGGAGAUUCCUUUAAGUUCCACAAGCAUGCCCGCUCUAGCUCAACAAGCAUUGACUCGAUGGACUUCCCCGACAUCCCUGUCUUAUCGACGAAGUUAGAGACAGAGCAUAGGCGGCGAAAUGGUCAAUCGAUAGGGCAGAGUACAUCGACUUAUGGCUCUGUCGACGAGACUGCUAUGCUUAUCGCAAGCGAUAUUCAUCAAGUGCCCUCCCAACCCCGGGGAAUGCAAGUCUCGAGCAAUCCUCCUGGUCGGGCAUUCCGUUCACCUAGGAAAAUAUCCCACCAUGUCCGAGACAUCCCCCACAAAAAUCUAUUCAACGACAUUGAAGAAGGUGGAGGUGACUUUCCAUUUUUUAUCUUGUUUAUUUGUUGUCGAAUCGCAAAUCAACACAACAUCGGCAUGAAUGUGGUGACUCAAUGCAUUGAUAAAUAUGCCUCAAAUACACAUCAAUCCUUUGCCGAAAACAUGAGGCUUCAUCCGAUCUGCCCAGUCGAACAUCUUCAAGAGCCCAAGGAAGUCUGGUCGGCGAACGAUCGGAACUUUGACGGAUAUACUUUCAAAGGGCGCGUGAAUUUUAACAAAUUGCAAACCGAGCCUAUCUACACUCUGGAGCUCCUGCCAAUUCAAGCCGACAAAUCGUGCCGCUUCCAGCGUGCUUUCGGAGCAGAUCGCUUUCUAUAUCUCGACAUCAUCGCAUAUGAAAGCAGACCAGAUCGCGCAGAGCUCAAAUCCGGCGACGAGGAUCUCAUCCAGAAACAAUGGAUCGAAUGGUACAAUAACGAACAUACCUUUUUGGGGCGAAAAUGGCGAGCAUUUCAUGUGGAAGCCAUCAAAAGGAACAAAGGCACCCGCAUCAAUGAUGCUCUGAAAUACGACAGAAGGGUAGUACUCUUCGCCACCGAAGGGCUUGGUAUCAAAACUCCCUGCUCUAUAGGUCAUUUGUUGAAUUGGUUCUUCCCAUUUAGGAUCAACCAGGAACAGAGUUAUCUCAAGGCACACGCGCGUUUUGACUUGGGUCUUUCACGGACAACUCCUACUUUUACAUUCAUACCCUCCCAGGUUGAAUACGUUCCAGACAUCCUGGCCGAUGGCACGGUGGAAGAAAGUCGCUUCGACGAUCAGACGCUUAAGUGGCGGCCUGUCGUCAAGCAAGAGGUCAUGAAUGAUGGCUGUAGCGUCAUGUCAGUCGGCGCGGCCAAGGCAAUUUGGCAGUUGUACAAGAAGACCACUGGCACAAGAGAUCCUCUUCCCAGCGCUUUCCAAGGACGCAUAGGUGGUGCUAAAGGUCUUUGGAUGAUCAGUGCUGAAUCCUAUACUAGGGACCCUGACCAUCUGAAGAUUCGGAUUGAAAUAAACGAAAGCCAGCUGAAGUUCAAGCCGCACGCUGACGACUAUUUUGACGAGCAAUACGAUGUUCGAAGAUUGUCAUUUGACCUUGUCAAUUAUAGCUCACCACCUGUCGCUAGCGAUCUUCACAUCUCCUUCAUCCCAAUCUUGGUGGACCGAGGUGUCUCCCCAAAAGUCAUUGCUAAGCUCAUGAAGGAGCGCCUCGAUGUCGAGAGGCAACACCUUCUUGAUAUACUUCAUGACCCAGUGAAGUUGUACGAAUGGUUGCACAAACAAGGCCCGAGAGACCGGGAAGAGCAUGUGAGCUGGCAAGCAGCUUUGCCACAGUCGUUGAGUGAAAAAGUAAGAUAUCUCCUAGAGACAGGUUUCUCUCCAGUCGAGUCUCCAUACCUUGCUCGCUGUUUGAAACGCGUCAUUGAGAAACAGCAACUUCUACAAGAAAAGAAGCUGCGAACGCCACUGGGAAGAGCGACAUUUGUAUACGGCGUCGCCGAUCUAUAUGGCAUCCUGGCCCCAGGCCAAAUGCAUUUGCAGUUUUCAUCCGCAUUUGUUGACCAAAUGACCGACGAGAGCUAUCAAGGUCUCGAUCAAAUGGAUGUUCUGGUCGCUCGGCAGCCUGCUUGUCGGCGUUCCGAUAUUCAGAAAAUCCAAGCCUGCAUCCACCCUGGCCUUUCCCAUCUUCUGGAUAUAGCUGUGUUCCCUAGUAAAGGCCAGUAUCCGUUGGCUGGAAAGUUGCAAGGUGGAGACUACGACGGAGAUAUCUUUUGGGUGUGUUGGGAGACGGCGCUUGUGUCUGACUUUCAGAAUGCCCAGGCACCUGUAGAAUCUCCGGACCCCAAUGCGUACCAAAUCAAACGGGACAGACGCAAGGUCGAGGACGUGAUGUCUACAACAGAUCUCAGCACAGUCGAUGGCUUUCUGAAAGAGGCCUUGGCGUUCCGGACGAAUCCAUCAAUGCUAGGUCUCGCUACUAACUAUCUUGAAAAGCAGGCUUAUUUGGAGAACCGUGUUUGGUCUAAGAAGAUCGACUAUCUGUGUGAUAUCCAUGAUUUGCUUGUGGACAGUUCAAAACAGGGAUUUGUUUUCACGAAAAGCGAUUUUGCGAAGGUCAAGUCAGCCAUCGGUCUGCCAGCGGAUCUGCCAAUACCAGCAUACAAGCAAGCUAUGGAAGCAUGCGAUACCGCGAAGGAUAUGGGGGAAUCCGACACCCUUAGAAGAAAGAAGUUCCCACACAAUCGGGAUAAUGUCAUCGAUUUCCUGUAUUUUGGCGUUGUGCGAGACCACAACAUUGAAACCUUGGACCAGGUCAGCAAUGAGUUGUCAAAGGGAGCAGAGACUGUGGACCCUUCCCUUCAAUACCCCUUUCACUACCUCUACCAACAAAACAGCAAAAUCGUCCGCGAUGAGCUCAAUGGUCUCACUAAAAGAUUUGAAGACGUCUUGAAUCAUUGGAAUAGGAAUAUGGGCAAGGGCGUCCGAUCUCGCAACUACAACAAAGUUGUUGAAGAAUGCUACGAGAAGUACAGCCGCAUCCUACCUGUCGAGAAGGACCACCCUGACAUAAAGCCUCUACUUAUGCCGUAUCUGCACAAGAAGUUCUCCAUGUGGGAAUGCAUCAAAGCUUCUGCACUCUACACCAAGUAUCCGUCUGAUAAAAAAGCACCUUUUGUUUUCCACAUGGCUGGUAGGGAACUCGCCACGUUGAAAGUUCAGAGCAGACCGGGAACGAGAGCUUUGAUCCGGGAGAUCCAUGCGAACAUAAAACCAAGACCGAUCCGUUCAUCAAUACAGACAGGCGAGUCCUCUGAUUCUGAUGAUGACGAGUUCACCACUGCUUUCGAACAUCCCGCGGACUGGGAGGCGGCACUGGGCAACGACUUUUGA